AUGGCGGUCAAGAUGCCAUCUCACACCUCCAUAACGCGCCUCCUCUCCCCGCUCGUCAAUUCCUUUCGCACAGUCUCCCUCAACCCUUCAGCCUCCCUCGCCAAACCCUCGACCAUCCGAUCAUUCAGCACAUCAUCCACACAUCUUGCACCCCCGAACAAAAAUGCAAAACAAGCCGAUCCCCGCAUAUCCCUUAUUAGAUACCACAUGCAGCAUCCAAAGACGCCGCGGCCCCUGAAGCUGAGUCGGAUGCGCGCGCUGAGGCAUUGGACGAUUCAUCGGGCUUGGAUGCUGGCGAGGAGGAAGAGGAAGGAGGCGGAGGAGAAUGAACUGCAGAGGAUGUACCAAUCUAUGCAUUCUGCUUGCGAGGAGUUACGGUUGAUGGAUCCGCCUGGGUCGAAGGAUGCGGGGAGGCUCUACAGGAUUGCUAUGGAGAAGAAGGGUAUCUUCGGGCAUGGGGGAGUGCCGAUUGAGUAUGCGAGGGCCCAAACCGAUACGCCAGCGAAAGAGCCGUGGAACCAUGAAUGGACGAGAUAG
Messenger RNA from Venustampulla echinocandica, 537 nucleotides. RefSeq lists its product as uncharacterized. The record is from RefSeq and is a predicted model, not a curated record. Gene Ontology annotation, biological process: mitochondrial translation. Bases 1 to 537 code for a protein of 178 amino acids. NCBI's taxonomy places the organism in Eukaryota, Fungi, Ascomycota, Leotiomycetes, Helotiales, Pleuroascaceae. The transcript is spliced from 2 exons. Gene Ontology annotation, molecular function: structural constituent of ribosome.